Oryzias melastigma (Indian medaka) is the source of this 1524-nucleotide messenger RNA. Its product is annotated as ras-related protein Rab-19. Gene Ontology annotation, molecular function: GTP binding; GTPase activity. Lineage: Eukaryota; Metazoa; Chordata; Actinopteri; Beloniformes; Adrianichthyidae. The transcript is spliced from 5 exons. The record is from RefSeq and is a predicted model, not a curated record. Bases 371 to 1063 code for a protein of 230 amino acids. Gene Ontology annotation, cellular component: trans-Golgi network.
UAAAGAUAGAGCGCCGCUCACACUCCGCCAUUGUCUGGCGUCCAGCUGGAUCCUCUGUGGGCUGAGAUGACGACAGGAUCCGGUGUGUGUGUGUGUGUAGGGGCCGGUUCAGAGCAGCGUCUGAACUAGCAUCUCGCAGACGUCCGUUUGGUGAAGCUGCAGGUAAACUCCUUUGGAAUGGUCUGUUUGUUCCAGAGCGUCUGUGGAAUGUGCUGAUGGUCGCAGACGGAGGCUCCAUGCGGGUCUGAGAGGAAACGUCUAUCAAUGCUCUCCUGAGCCUCCGAGCUGAUCAGAUAAAUGAACUCCAUCUCUUCAGUUUUUCUGAUUUAUGGUAUUACCUCCUGUUUGAACAGAAAACUGAAGCUCUAGGAUGCAGUGGUGCAGCUGGAGGUCACACCUGCAAAGACAGCCUGCGUGCUCGGAGAGCGAAGACUCCUUCGACUUUCUGUUCAAGAUCAUCCUGGUCGGGGAUUCGGACGUGGGGAAAACCUGCCUGGUCCAGAGCUUCAAGUCUGGCAUCUUCAUGGAGAAGCAGCAGAACACCAUCGGGGUGGAUUUCACCGUUCGGACCAUGGAUAUUGAUGGGAAGAAGGUGAAGAUGCAGGUCUGGGACACGGCCGGACAGGAGCGCUUCCGCACCAUAACGCAGAGCUAUUACCGCAGCGCUCACGGAGCCAUGGUGGCCUACGACAUCAGCCGGCGCAGCACCUUUGAGUCGGUUCCUCACUGGAUCAGGGAGGUGCAGCAGUACGGAGCUGCCAGCGUGGUUCUGGUUCUCGUAGGGAACAAGUCGGACCUGCACCUGAAGCGACAGGUGCUGUUUGAGGACGCGUGCACGCUGGCGGAGAACAACAGCGUGCUGGCGGCUCUGGAAACUUCCGCCAUGGAGGCCCAGAACGUGGAGGCCGCCUUCAUCCUGAUGGCUCGGGAGCUCAUGGCUCGCAAUGGCGCCGCCAUGGCGGCGGAGGACGCCCCGCAGAGCGCCCUGCCGUUAAAGGGCAGCACCCUCCCCAUCCAUGUCAGCCCCCCACCAGACAAAAAGUGUGGGUGCAGAGCAAGCUGAGGAGAGUGGAAAACAGUAUUUAAGCUUUUAUUUUGAAAAGCUUGAGUGCUUUUUGUUAAUAUUCCUGACUGUUGCUGAACAUAACUGCAGUGGAGAUCUCUCCACAUGGAAGUUCUUUUAUUAGACCUACAACUUUUACAGGCUUUCAGAAUUUUUCACUCUUUUUUCACGCUUCUGUCCCUUCACAAUAAAGUGCCUCAUAUUGCACGGAUUGCUCUUUGAAUGAAGUAAACCGAAUUUUCUUCUCUUCAGAAGUUUCAUGAAUGCCAUCCGUAAAGCCUCACAGACUGUUAUAAUACCAGAUAUCCAUCUUCACCUCCGCAGGGAAACUUUGUGCCUUUUUUAACAUCUUCUGGGCAUUUUCUUAGUUUAAACAUCUGACUGCAAGCUAAUGUUUGUUACAAAUCUGAGUUAGGAUUCCCCUCUGUGAGUUAAAAAAAUAAUAAAGUUCUUCAUUUGAA